Diospyros lotus (date-plum) is the source of this 1074-nucleotide messenger RNA. RefSeq lists its product as uncharacterized. Lineage: Eukaryota; Viridiplantae; Streptophyta; Magnoliopsida; Ericales; Ebenaceae. Bases 1 to 1074 code for a protein of 357 amino acids. The transcript has 3 exons. The record is from RefSeq and is a predicted model, not a curated record. Gene Ontology annotation, molecular function: nucleic acid binding; zinc ion binding.
AUGGAAACCCAUGCAAGAAGUGCCAAUAGUAGGGGCAGGCAGCCGCAAAAUGAGGCUAGCGAAACUAACAACCUCAACGGGCAGUUCAUGCAGUUCAUUGAUGCCACUCACAACAUGACGCCACUUGCCACACCACCAGUUGCACCUCCCCAAGAAAACCUAAGAAACAAUGCUACCUUAGUAGACCAGUUUUGGAAGCUUCAACCUCCAACUUUCGAGGGUGGGUUAGACCCUCUAGUAGCUGAAGAUUGGAUAGCAACAAUUGAACGGAUCUUUAAUCUCAUAGAUUGUCCAGACCCUAGGAAGUUCAAGGAACUUUUUCUUAAGAAGUAUUACCCCGCUAACAUUCGUAACCAGAAGGAAGCAGAGUUCCUCAUGUUAAAACAAGGUAGCUUGACCUUGAUUGAAUACGAAAGGAAGUUUGAUGAGCUAUCACGUUUUGCCCCUGCCUUAGUGGAUACAGAACAAAAGAAGGCAAGGCGCUUUGAACAAGGGUUGAGAGAUGAUUUACGGCAGGCAGUCGUAACUUUUGAGUUAGGCACGUAUCAUGAGGUGCUAGCUAAGGCUCAACUGGCGAACUUUAGAGAAAGCUCCAGCAGCAAUAGCAAGCUACCGCAGUCUGGACCACUAGAAAAACGUAAGUGGGAGGAUAAAGGUAAAGGAAAGCAGGAUUAUUCGAAGAAGAAUAAAAAAGGUGGUCCAACAUCAGGGUAUUAUCAACUGAACCCAGUGUGUGGCAAAUGUCAGAAGCGUCAUACUGGACUGUGUCUCAUGGGAACCGGCGCCUGUUACAGUUGUGGUGAAAUGGGUCAUAUUGCCAAAUUCUGUCCCAAGGGUCAGGUAAAGAAACAGCAGCAACAACCAUAUCAACAGAAGCCAGGAAAUCCCCCUAAGGGGAAAGCUAGGGUGUAUGCACUCACAGGACAAAAGGAGGAUCAGGACCGCAACGUGUUGGCAGGUAACAUCCUCAUCUCUAGAAUACAUGCUUAUACUUUGUUUGAUUCUGGUUCCACCCAUUCUUUUAUAUCCCCUAAGUUUGCAAGUAAAUGCAAUGCACAUGUGGAACAUCAUUAA